AGGAAACGAAGGCGUUAGGUGAGAAAGCGGCGUUGUUGUUAGAAACAGGAGAAAUCCACCGUUCGCUGUGUUUAAGUCUGCGUUACUUCCUCGACGCCCAACAAAGCAGCCAUGACGUCUAAAGGUGCCAAAGAGACACUCGUCACCAGGUUGGGUUUCAAAUCCAGCAGCUCGGCCUCCAAGGCUGAGGCGGAGCUGGAGAAAGUCAGAAAGGACAACGUGCAACUCAGGAGAAAGAUUGAUGAACUGGCCAAAAGACACAUGAAACCACCCGACUCAGACAAAACCAAGCUGCUGGAGAGGAUCCUUUCCCUUGAGACGCUGCGAGAGAGGAACAAUCAGCAGUUACUCGUUAGAGAGCAGGAACUAGAAACAAUGAGACAGCAGCUGUCAGCCAGAGGAGGAGAGGUGGUGGCAUCACUGCAGGCCCAGCUGGAGCAGCGGAGGAAGGAGGCAGAGCAGAGAGACGUGUUGUUCCAGAAUUUGUCGCAGGAGACUGGGAACCUGAAGAAUCAGCUGGCCACUGUUUCUGCCCGGUGUCAGUCCCUGGAAACACAGGCGGUGAAUGGACAGGUACCUCCUGCAGACUUGAUAUCGGUACAAGAUCAACUGAGGGAUGCUCUGGAGAAGAACCAGCAGUGGCUGAUGUACGACCAGCAGAGAGAGGCCUACGUCCAGUCCGUCCUGGGCCGCACACAAGAGCUGGAGCAGCAGCUGGCCCAGCAAGAGGCCCCUUCAGCUGGUGAGGAAUCUCCUGCUGACUCAGCAAGUCCAGAAAAAGAGGAUCAGCUGAAAAGCCACUAUGACCAGUUGCUUUUGGGGAUACAGAAAGACUUGGAGAGGAAAAAAGAACAGGUUACCAGAAGCCAAGAGGAGCUCAAUGUGCAGAGGAAACAGACCCUGACAGCUCAAGCUGAGCUGCAGUCUCAGAAGGAGCAGGUUGCCGGGCUCCAGGAGGAGAUGUCAGCGCUGCAGAGGAGGUAUGAGGACAAGUGCAGCGAUCUGUCCUCCUUUCUGAGGAAGUAUGAAGAGAAGAGCAACGAGUCGGAGGACGUAAAGAUGCAGCUGCAGCAAGAGCGACUCGGCAGCAGACAUGCAGUGUGUGAGGAGAGGAAGGUGUCGUCCGAGCGGUCCGACAGGAUGAGACUGGACCUGGAGAAUAUGGACAUCCGGUUGGAGGAGGAGAGGAAGAGAUCUGCUGAACUCCUCCUGCAGGUGAAUAUGUUGCAGAAGUCUCUUCUGAGCCAAAAUGAAGAGCAGAGGAGAAUCGCAGCACUGGAGAAGCAGAAUCCAAAAUUCUGCGACUUUGUUGACAAACAGACUGGAUACAAGACUAAAUGCAUGCUCACUUUCCCUCUGAUGGCUGACAAAGAGUGCCUUGGAGUCAUCAUGGCACUCAACAAAAUAGGAGCGGACUCGUUCUCUGCAGAGGAUGAGAAGCUCUUCCACAAGUACAUGAACUUUGCCCAAGUCAUCAGCCUGCAGCAUUUCACAUCCUACAUGUUCAACGUGGAGUCCAGAAGGAGUCAGGUGCUUCUCUGGUCGGCCAGUAAAGUGUUUGAGGAGUUGACCGACAUUGAGAGACAGUUCCACAAAGCGCUGUACACUGUAAGGACCUAUCUACAAUGCGAACGAUACUCAGUGGGCCUGUUGGACAUGACCAAAGAGAAGGAAUUCUAUGAUGAAUGGCCGUUGAAACUGGGAGAUGUGGAACCGUAUAAAGGACCAAAGACGCCAGAUGGCAGGGAAGUCAUCUUUUACAAGAUCAUUGACUACCUCCUGGAAGCCAAAGAAGAAAUCAAAGUCAUACCUGGUCCGCCUGCAGAUCACUGGGCUCUAGUUAGCGGACUACCGACAUAUGUUGCAGAAAAUGGCUUCAUUUGCAACAUGAUGAACGUGGCUGCAGAUGAUUUCUUCACUUUCCAGAAAGAGGCUGUGGAUGAUACAGGUUUUGUCAUAAAGAACGUUUUGUCGCUGCCCAUCGUCAACAAGAAGGAAGAAAUCGUGGGCAUCGCCACUUUCUUCAACAGGAAAGACGGCAAGCCAUUUGAUGAACACGACGAACAGAUCACUGAGGCCCUGACUCAGUUCUUGGGUUGGUCAGUUCUGAAUUGUGACACAUACGACAAGCUGAACCGCAUGGAGUACAGGAAAGACAUCGCCGAGGAGAUGCUCUUGUGCCAGACCAUGUGCACCAAAACGGAGUUGCAGUCCAUUCUGAACACCAAUGAGAAGUUUGACUCAGAGCCUGAAGACUGUGAGCAGAAAGAUAUGUACAAACUGUUGAGAGCAACCUGCCCACCAGCUGACAACGUCAACGGAGAGAAUCUGUACCUGUUCUCCUUCAGUGACUUCCCCGUCUCAGAGUUCGACCUCAUCAAAGCCGGCAUUCGCAUGUUCUUCGAGCUCGGGGUUGUUGAAAAGUUUAAAGUUCCCGCGGAGACGCUGACCAAGUGGAUGUACACAGUGAGGAAGGGUUACCGUAGCAUCACCUACCACAACUGGAGGCACGGCUUCAACGUAGGCCACACCAUGUUCUGCCUGCUGCAGACGGGGAGGCUGAGGAAGUACUACUCUGAUCUAGAUGCCUUUGCCAUGGUGGCUGCUGCUUUUUGCCACGAUAUUGACCACAGAGGAACCAACAACCUCUACCAGACAAAGAGUGGAUCUCCUCUGGCUAAACUUCAUGGCUCCUCCAUUAUGGAGCGGCACCAUUUGGAGUACAGCAAGUCGCUCAUGGCUGACGAUAGCUUGAACAUCUUCUGCAACCUCCAGAAGCAGCAGUUUAAGAACGUGCAGCACUUGUUUGAUGUCUGCAUCAUCGCCACGGACCUGGCCCUCUACUUCAAAAAGAGAACCAUGUUCCAAAACAUUGUCAAUGCCACGGAGCCAAUGCCUGAGGAAAAAGAGGCCAUCGCCUUCAUUUCCAACAACUCCACCAGGAAGGAAAUUGUGAUGGCCAUGAUGAUGACAGGUUGUGACUUGUCAGCUAUCACCAAACCCUGGGAGGUGCAGAGCAAGGUGGCUCUGAUGGUAGCUGCUGAAUUUUGGGAACAAGGAGAUUUGGAAAGAUCUGUUUUGGACCAACAACCAAUUCCCAUGAUGGACAGAAACUGUUCCGAACAGCUACCCAAGAUGCAGUGUGGUUUCAUCGACUUUGUAUGCUCAUUUGUGUACAAGGAGUUCUCCAGGUUCCACAAAGAGAUCACGCCCAUGUUUGACGGUCUGAAGAACAACAGGGCACACUGGAACGAGAAGGCGGAGAUAUACAAUGCAAAAAUGAAGGUCAUUGAGGAUGCGAAGAAGAAACUGGAAGAAGAUGAAGCCAAGAAAGCUGGUGGAGGAGAUGGAAAGUCAAAGACCUGCACCAUCUGCUAA
Molecule: messenger RNA, 3378 nt
Organism: Cyclopterus lumpus (lumpfish)
Lineage: Eukaryota; Metazoa; Chordata; Actinopteri; Perciformes; Cyclopteridae
Product: cone cGMP-specific 3',5'-cyclic phosphodiesterase subunit alpha'-like
Exons: 31
Coding region: 112-3378 (1088 amino acids)
Biological process (GO): visual perception; signal transduction
Molecular function (GO): protein binding; 3',5'-cyclic-nucleotide phosphodiesterase activity
Source: RefSeq, a predicted model, not a curated record